Messenger RNA from Hordeum vulgare subsp. vulgare (domesticated barley), 2064 nucleotides. RefSeq lists its product as uncharacterized. The transcript has 2 exons. The coding region runs from base 64 to 1065 and encodes 333 amino acids. The record is from RefSeq and is a predicted model, not a curated record. NCBI's taxonomy places the organism in Eukaryota, Viridiplantae, Streptophyta, Magnoliopsida, Poales, Poaceae.
CUCGCCCUCCUCUCCGACCCUUGCUUCCAUGCUCGGUACCGCGACUUCCAUGGAGCUCCCCCCAUGCUGGGCUUCCUUUGUUCCUCGCGCUCCAUCUCCGAAGAUAACGACCCGUACUUCUUCCCCACCACGAAAUUCCGUGCGCGCAUUCCCGACGACGACUGGGAGAAGUUCCGCUACGCUGCGUGGGACUGCCGCCAUGGCCGCGUUCUCCUCGCCGAUGACUGUUUCAUCCCUGAUUCCCUCGUCGUUUGGAACCCCAUGACGGGCUGCCGGAGGGAGCUGGACCAGCCCGGCCAUGUCGGCAGCAUCUAUGCGGCAGUGGUGCUCUGUGCGGUGGCCGGCUGUGACCACCGUGCGUGCCACGCAGGCCCCUUCCAGGUGGCCUUCAUCGGUACGACUUAUGAUGAUGGCGAAUGCUUUGCAAGGGCAUGCGUGUCGAUGCCGAUGACGAUGACGACUGAUCGGAGCAAGCCGUGCUCUCAUUCUGGUCUUGAUAAGUGGGGCGAGCCGUGCUCUCCUCUUCAUGUUGGUGACUACACUCCAUUCUGGGACGAAAUCGCCCCUGUCUUCCUGGAAGACGCACUUUACGUCAACCUCAUGUAUCAGCAAGAUGAUCACAUAGAAAUUCUCAAGUACGACUUGGGAUCUAACUGCUUAUCGCUGAUUCAUGCACCGUUGGCUGGGUCUAUCCGUCACAAUGCCGCUAUCCUCAUGGCCAUGGAGGAUGGCAGUCUGGGGUUUGCACAUGUGGACCAGGUAACCCUCCAAUUGUGGUCAAGACAUGGAGAUUCUGACGGAAUUGGGUCAUGGACUCAGCGUACUAUCAUCCAUCUUAAUAACCAUCUCCCCCUUCAAAUUCCCAAUAAAAGACUUAGACUGAUUGGAUCUCUGGAGGGCGGUGAUACCAUUUUCGUGAACACGGGCCUUGACAACUACGAGCUUAAUCUCAAGACAUUACGGUGGAAGACAAUACAGAAGAGAGAAAAGCUUUAUGUUUUGAUUCCGUACAUGAGUUUCUACAAUCCACAAGAAAAAGUGAUCACUGGUGAUGUGGCGCACUGACAAUGUAUGGUUGAGUAUGCUUGGGGUAGGAGGCCACUUUCAUCAAGAAGAAAUUCGAGGCUAGAAGGGUAAUCGCUAUUUAGUAGUUGGUUUUGUGCACCGGUGCUUGUUUUUCAUACUGUUGUUGGCUUUGGCCACUAAGCUUAUAAUUUCCCCGUGAGUAGCAAUGUGUAAGCGAAUGAAUGAGUUAUCUUGUAAUGAACCAUCAGUUUCUUGCGGCGUCAGCUAUGUGCUCUCUUUUUAGUAGCCAUGUACUGUACAUUUUGCUGUCCCAACUCUGAUCCAUAAUUUAUAUUCAUCUCAAAAGAUGUUCCAUUGAAGAGAACAUGCGCAAGAGAUGAUACGAUGAUGAUUUCUGCAUGUUGGCAUGCUGAUGUGCCCUAAUUAAUCUUGUAGAUUUAGUUAGUGUUGAUGAUCAGAUGUUGAUGACUGACCACCCUCAGGGAGCUACCAUUAAAACCCGCUUCAACGUUGCAGAUUUUAAGUUUGUUGCAGAUGCUCCUGGAAGAAUUUCUCUCUGCAACCUGGUGUAGGCUAGCAAUCAGCAUUUGCAGAGAGCAGGGUGAUCAUAGGAUCAACAUCAUGAUCAUAUGGCAAGUUGUGCUUCUGUCAGGUCUCCUCUUCAGGCAGAAGCAAAAGCUCUUCUCAUUCCAACUGAGGUUGCAAAAUUAAUUCAGAUUCAGUAGGCAACAGAUAACUAUCCAACUGACGAAGAUGAUAGUGGUGGUUCAGAAAAAUAUAGACAGUAGCGAGUGAAUUGGUUUUCUUCUAAUGAACCUCUAUGUUCUUGCAGCAUGAGAGAUGUGCUCUGUUGUUUCUGUAGACAGUAGCUUAGUCUUACCCUUUUCUAAACUAUACUAUUUGCUCUCCCAGCUCUGAUGCAUUCUUUAAAUUCAUCUCAAAGGAUGUCCAUUGCUGAGCUGAGGAGAUGAUGAAAGUAUAUCCAGGGUUAGUUGUUCUGUCAUCCAAGAAUUGAUAUAAUGAUGGUUUCUGCAUGCU